UUCAUAAUUUUAAUAAUUGAAACACUUUACUAAAAAAGUAGAAAAAGAAAGAAGGAUGUCGCAACGCGUACCCCACCAAUGACUAGACGUGGCAUUAGCCUUGUCAACUCCUUUCUAUGACCGCCAUUUUCCGUGUAUUACCUUUACCGGUUUUCCAGUAUUCUAUUUAAAUAUGGGUAAUAUCUUUGCUAACCUAUUCAAAGGCCUUUUUGGCAAGAAGGAAAUGAGAAUAUUGAUGGUUGGUCUUGAUGCUGCUGGUAAAACAACCAUACUGUAUAAAUUAAAAUUGGGAGAAAUAGUGACUACAAUUCCUACAAUAGGUUUUAAUGUAGAAACAGUGGAAUAUAAAAACAUAAGCUUCACCGUAUGGGAUGUUGGUGGUCAAGACAAAAUUAGACCUCUAUGGCGACAUUACUUCCAAAACACUCAAGGGUUGAUUUUUGUGGUGGACAGUAAUGAUAGAGAACGUAUUGGAGAAGCUAGGGAGGAAUUAAUGAGAAUGCUAGCUGAAGAUGAACUAAGAGAUGCCGUACUUCUUAUAUUUGCUAAUAAACAGGAUUUACCUAACGCCAUGAAUGCUGCUGAAAUAACUGAUAAACUUGGUCUUCAUUCCCUACGAAACCGCAACUGGUACAUUCAAGCUACAUGUGCAACCAGUGGUAUGGCUUAUAUGAAGGCUUGGACUGGCUUUCAAACCAGUUAAAAAACCAAAAGUAACCACUGAUCUUCAAGAACAAUUUCAUUAAGUGGACAAUUGUAAAACCUUGAUUGCAUGGAUGAAACUUGGUUUCAACCAUGAAGAAAGUAUUUUGUAGGAAAAACUGGAUCUUUUUCCCUGAAUGCUCUUUGCUUCUCAUUCAUGAGCCUACAACUGAUGCAUUCAGUACCAUGAUAUUAUUUUUUCUUUUUUUACUUUUCAUUCAGUUACAGGCUCAUGUAUUAGAGUUGCAGUUCAACAGUUUAUUGCAAAAAUACAAAAAAAUUGGGUAUAAAAAAUAAAAGAAUUUGCAAUUGUUUGUAAAUAAAUGAGUAUUAAAAACUUAUUUUGCUUUUGUGUUAGGGCCCAAAAUGAUCAUCCAUUUAACAUUGUAACUGAGAUGUCUUUAUUAUACUGUGUUUGUUUAGCUUUUAAGAUAAUUUAUGACUUAUAAAGAAUAAAAAGUUUGCUCAUACCUCUUCUGUUUUUGGUAACUUUUUCGAGUAAUGAAAGAGCUGGCACUCAUUUCAUCGCGGCCCUGUUUUACCCAACAAAUUUUUUUCUCUCUCAUCUAAACUAGAACAAUUGCAUAACACUUAUUACAUUAAUAACAUGUGCAUUAUUUACUCAAAAUCAUUCUGAUAAUGUGCAAUAUUGAAGUUAAGUACCAACAAAAUUAUUACUGUUUUAACUGAGUACCAUUUUAAAGUGAUCUUAGUGAUUAGAUAUGAGCUUCUGUUUAAAUUUCUGGUGGUGGAAUUUUAUUGUAAUUUUACUUUAUUAUAUAGGUUGCCAAAAACAAUUUUAAUAAAAAAGCUAAUAUAGAGAUAAAUGGUUGGGAUACAUUAGCCUUAUUUUUUGAUCCAAAUAAAUCUUAGGAAAGCAAUUAUUUAUUCUGUUUUUUUUUACACAUAUAUUGUUUGUGUUUCACCUUUAUUUAUCGCAACAUCCUUUCAAUAAUUGUUUCUUUUUAAUUUUGUGUAUUUCGAUUUAAAACAAUUGUAUAUUUUGAAUUACAUGUAAAAUUUCUGCAGCAUUCAAGCACAUUUUGAAGUUAUAUAAAUAAAUUGAUAUGAAUUAA
Messenger RNA from Parasteatoda tepidariorum (common house spider), 1778 nucleotides. RefSeq names its product ADP-ribosylation factor 1 (gene Arf1). Gene Ontology annotation, molecular function: GTPase activity; GTP binding. NCBI's taxonomy places the organism in Eukaryota, Metazoa, Arthropoda, Arachnida, Araneae, Theridiidae. The record is from RefSeq and is a predicted model, not a curated record.